AUGUUCAAAAUCAUCGCCCUCGUUGCCUGCCUGGCCGUUGUUGCCUCUGCCCAGUACUACGGAGGAGAGCACGGAGCGCCAAAGGCCGCUGCCCACCACGACGAGGACUACAACGCCCACCCCAAGUACAAGUUCGAGUACGGCGUCAAGGAUGCCCACACCGGAGACCACAAGACCCAGUGGGAGUCCCGGGACGGAGACGUCGUCAAGGGACAGUACACCCUGGAUGAGGCCGAUGGAACCCACCGCAUCGUGGACUACAAGGCCGAUGACCACAACGGAUUCGAGGCCGUGGUCAAGACCGUCCAUGGACAUCACUAAGUGGUGGAUUUAGGAAUCGGAACCAAACAACCGGAAGAGGCACGCACUAAAAAUACGAGAGAACACUUGACUGC
Molecule: messenger RNA, 395 nt
Organism: Culex quinquefasciatus (southern house mosquito)
Lineage: Eukaryota; Metazoa; Arthropoda; Insecta; Diptera; Culicidae
Product: cuticle protein 8-like
Exons: 2
Coding region: 1-321 (106 amino acids)
Cellular component (GO): extracellular matrix
Source: RefSeq, a predicted model, not a curated record